AUGAUUUUGGAACAAGACUUCUGGAACAAGGCUUUAAUUUGGAAGCUUAUUCUUCAGGGCGGCAAAUCACAUGCUCUCUCUGCCGUCUUUGCCAUCUCUGUCUCUGCAUCUACUCGGUGUCCUGUUUUUAUGGACUCAUGUGCAAGGGCUUGGCGGGGGCAUGAUGUGCCAAAACAACCAAUCAGGGCUCUCCCUGCAAAUAUCCAAAUAUGGGGAGCCCCCUCCCCCCCGAGAAUUCUACCUAGGCCUUCUCCUUUUUGCUUUGUGCGAGUGCUUCUCACCAUCACUCCCCAAGAAAAAGCAAAAUAUGAUAUAUUGUUUAAUUCUCUGCAACCAGUUAAUGGUUUGGCAUCUGGAGAUAAAGUUAAGCCGGUGCUACUCAAUUCUAAACUUCCUGUGGAUAUUCUAGGUCGUAUUUGGGAUCUCAGUGAUGUAGAUAAAGAUGGUUUUCUUGAUAAGGAUGAGUUUGCUGUGGCAAUGCAUCUCGUUUAUCGCACAUUGGAAAAUGAUCCUGUACCAACAGUGUUGCCUCCAAAAUUGGUUCCUCCAUCCAAACGUAAACGGGUGUCGAUUCCUCAAGGGAUCCAAGUACUGCCUGAUGGAAUGCCAGCCAGAACAGAGUCUCCUACAACUGUACCUUGGGUAGUUGCUCCAACAGAAAAGGCUAAUUAUGACAUCCUUUUCAAGAAGACAGAUACAGACAUGGACGGAUAUGUGUCUGGGAAUGAAAUUAAAGAUGUGUUCUUGCAGAGUGGAUUAGGAAAUAACACUCUUGCUCAUAUUUGGUCAUUAUGUGAUAUCAAAAAUACAGGCAAAUUGAAUGUUGAACAAUUUGCAUUAGCUAUGUAUCUGAUGUCUGAGAAGAAGAAAGGGGCCAAUUUACCUGCACAGCUCACUCCGGAGAUGAUACCACCAUCAUUCAGGUCUAAGACUAAUGCUGGACCUGCAGCCUUUGGAGUCAUGGAUGAAGAUGCUACCAAGCCUGUCAUCGCACUUGAUGAAAACACCAGCACAGACACUGAACAUGCACCAACACUGACAGAACAACCAUUUUCUUCACAGUUUUUGUCAUUUGCAUGUGUCUAUAUACACGAUCCAAGACUUUGA
Molecule: messenger RNA, 1107 nt
Organism: Acanthosepion pharaonis
Lineage: Eukaryota; Metazoa; Mollusca; Cephalopoda; Sepiida; Sepiidae
Source: the annotation of a GenBank genome assembly